UCUGAGUAAGGCAAGACUCCGCUACCGCUUUGUAGCGGAGAUAAGGGAUUCACCGGUGUUGGCUACAAAACGAGUAGGACAAGGCUUAAUAUCAGAGCAUUUCUCCACUCUCUGUGCCUGAUAAUACGCAUUAAUCUAUAUUUUGCAUAAAUCAGGACAAGGAAUAGGGCGCGGAGAACAUUUAAACUAGGUGUAUUGCCAUCUCUUGCACUCCGAGCAACUGCCGUGUCUUCCUCACGAUGGGAAACGCUGCAACCGCCAAGAAAGGCAAUGAGCUAGAGAGCGAAACGUUUGUAAAAGAAUUUCUAGCCAAAGCCAAAGAGGAUUUCCUGCGGAAGUGGGAGUGCCCACCACAGAGCACAACUGGCCUAGAUGACUUUGAGAGACUGAAGACACUGGGUACAGGUUCCUUUGGGAGAGUCAUGUUAGUAAAACACAAGGGAACAGAGCAGUUCUAUGCCAUGAAAAUUCUGGACAAACAAAAGGUGGUGAAACUGAAGCAAAUAGAACACACACUAAAUGAGAAAAGAAUAUUGCAAGCUGUAUCAUUCCCUUUCCUUGUCAGAUUGGAAUAUGCCUUCAAGGACAACUCCAACUUGUAUAUGGUGAUGGAAUAUGUUCCAGGAGGAGAGAUGUUUUCACAUCUUAGAAGAAUUGGCAGGUUCAGUGAACCUCAUGCGCGAUUUUAUGCAGCACAGAUAGUCCUGACUUUUGAGUACCUCCACUCACUAGACCUCAUCUACAGAGAUCUCAAGCCAGAGAACUUGUUAAUCGAUCAGCAUGGAUACAUACAGGUCACAGAUUUUGGGUUUGCAAAAAGAGUGAAGGGCAGAACCUGGACACUGUGUGGAACACCAGAGUACUUGGCUCCAGAAAUCAUCCUCAGCAAGGGUUAUAACAAAGCUGUAGACUGGUGGGCACUGGGUGUCCUCAUUUAUGAAAUGGCAGCUGGCUACCCUCCAUUCUUCGCAGACCAGCCCAUCCAGAUAUAUGAGAAGAUUGUGUCUGGAAAGGUCCGAUUCCCCUCACACUUCAGCUCUGACCUGAAAGAUCUGCUACGGAACCUGCUGCAGGUGGACCUGACCAAGCGCUAUGGCAACCUAAAGAACGGUGUGAACGACAUCAAAAACCACAAAUGGUUUGCCACGACAGAUUGGAUCGCCAUUUAUGAGAGAAAGGUAGAAGCUCCAUUCAUACCAAAGUGCAGAGGACCUGGCGACACGAGCAACUUUGACGACUACGAGGAGGAGGACAUUCGUGUGUCUGUUACAGAAAAAUGUGCAAAGGAGUUUUCUGAAUUUUAGCUUGCAAGAACAUGGAAACAUCAGGGCUAUACUAUGAUUAUUACACCACACUUAAAAUAUAAGGGGAUUGUUACUGUCUAAAAGACAAGAGAAGGAGCAGAGACCAGAGGAUCACUGAAUUUUAUGAAGUAGUCCUUCAUUCCAUGUGGCCGUUCGGAGGGUCACCAUUGUCCUUGUGCUCAGUCAGCAUUUAAUUGCCAUAUGCUGGCAUGGUAAAGCAAACACAUCACAGGCUUUUUCUUUCUUUUCCCAUUCAACCUGCUCUUUGCUUUUCAACUAGGAAAGCG
Molecule: messenger RNA, 1591 nt
Organism: Chanos chanos (milkfish)
Lineage: Eukaryota; Metazoa; Chordata; Actinopteri; Gonorynchiformes; Chanidae
Gene: prkacbb
Product: protein kinase, cAMP-dependent, catalytic, beta b
Exons: 11
Coding region: 240-1304 (354 amino acids)
Biological process (GO): protein phosphorylation
Cellular component (GO): cytosol; nucleus; cAMP-dependent protein kinase complex
Molecular function (GO): ATP binding; cAMP-dependent protein kinase activity
Source: RefSeq, a predicted model, not a curated record